Peromyscus maniculatus bairdii (prairie deer mouse) is the source of this 1089-nucleotide messenger RNA. Lineage: Eukaryota; Metazoa; Chordata; Mammalia; Rodentia; Cricetidae. The record is from RefSeq and is a predicted model, not a curated record.
GAUGGUGGGGUGAGUGAGGUUGAGACUGGGACCUGGCUGCCAGGCUGGCCUGGGCACAACAGGAAGCAUCAUGACUUAAGUGGCUCUACCCAAAGAGGUCCUGGGCAUCUCCAGGGCCGCUCCUACAGCUGGCCUGGCCCUGUCCACAGGUGCACCAACCGUGAUGCAGCAGCCACGAGUGGAGACGGAUAUCAUCGGGGCUGGCGAGGGGCCCCAGCGGGCAGUGCCCUGGUCAGCCUGGGUCACCCGCCAGGAGUGGGUGCGCUGGUGGGCGUGCCACCUGCCCCGGAGCUGGUCCCAGUGGUGGAACACAUCAGGCUGGCGGCAACCAUUACAGCGCAUGCUAUGGGGUCUGGAGGGGACGCUCUACCUGCUGCUGGCGCUGAUGCUGUGUCAUGCACUCUUCACCACUGGCUCCCACCUGCUGAGCUCCCUGUGGCCUGUGGUGGCUGCCAUGUGGAGCCACCUGCUGCCAGCUCUCCUGCUGCUGGUUCUCAGUGCCCUGCCUGCUCUGCUCUUCGCUGCCUCCUUCCUACUGCUCUUCUCCACACUGCUGAGCCUCGUGGGCCUCCUUACCUCCAUGACUCACCCAGGCUAUGCUCAGGACUUGGACCAAUAGAAGGGCAACCCCAUCUUACUGCCUGUGUCUGCUGAGCCCUGGACUAGGGCCUGAGCCCUGUGGGGGGGGGGAGGGCAGUGGAGCCUCAACAGACCUCAGACCCCCAGUCACAAGUACAGGUGGAGGCCUGGCUUCUGGGCCAUCCUACCUUAAACCCAUGAUGGUGUCGGGGACAGGACAAAUGGUGUAACCCAGGACAAGAGGCCAAGCCACCGAGAACACCCACAUGGAUGUGGUAGCAUCACUUGGUCUCCCGGGCAGCAUCUUUGUGUCACACCACCUCAGCCCUCCCUGCUUCAGGCUUCCUGAGAGUUUCCACCCACAUACCCCUGGACUUGUCACGGAUCCUCUCUACUUCCAGGAGGAGCACAGACUCUGGAAUGGGCCUUACUGAAAGAAAGAUAGAAGGUCCUGGUCCAAAACCCUGGGGACUCACCUCACUCACCUACCAGAAAUGGGGUCAAUCAUCA